This is a messenger RNA of Lineus longissimus, 7093 nucleotides long. Its product is annotated as kinesin heavy chain-like. The record is from RefSeq and is a predicted model, not a curated record. Gene Ontology annotation, molecular function: microtubule binding; ATP binding; microtubule motor activity. Gene Ontology annotation, cellular component: microtubule; kinesin complex. The coding region runs from base 209 to 4408 and encodes 1399 amino acids. Lineage: Eukaryota; Metazoa; Nemertea; Pilidiophora; Heteronemertea; Lineidae. The transcript is spliced from 18 exons. Gene Ontology annotation, biological process: microtubule-based movement.
AAAAAAAUGUGAAAUGUGAAAGAUUGUUUUGGUCCACAAAACCUUGACAACUGAAGCCAUGGCUUGAUCAAAUUCAUGAAACGAGUUGCAGGAAUAAAGAAUAUGACCAUGUGACUUAGUUGACAUCAAAUUAGGUUCUAAAAGGUCACUUACACAAGAUUCCAAUGCAGUCCUUUUUCCUCAAAUCGAAACUUGAGUGAAGAGUGUAAUGGCCAAUAUCAAAACGUACGCAAGGAUCAAGCCUGGUCCAAAACUCUACCCAGAAUACAAGACAAGCAAUGAUACCGUCACCAUCAACACCACCAACGGACGCACUGAUUGGCCAGCGUCGUCAUCGCGGAACAUUCCUAGCGAUGUUUACAAGUUCAGCCAUGUUUUCCCCCAUGAUUCAUCGCAGGAACAGAUAUUUGAUACGGCUGCUAAGGAUACUGUUGAAGCCUUCCUCAACGGCUAUAAUGGUACGAUCUUUGCCUAUGGUCAGACUGGAAGCGGCAAGACAUAUACAAUGGAGGGGACAGCUAGGCUCUAUAGGGACCGGGGCCUCGCACCAAGGGCCAUUUCGAUGAUCUACAACGCGCUGGCUAACCAGAAAGACGCCGAUAACUCCAUCCAUAUGUCCUACCUCGAGAUUUACCAAGAGGUUGGUUACGACUUACUCAACCCGGCUGCCAGGAACAGUUCUGCUGUUACACCCUUUCCAAAGGUGGUUGUGCUCGACUGCAUGGGUGGUUCCUGCCUCGUGAAGAAUCUCUCCAGCCACCUCGCAGCGAGUGAGGCAGUCGCCCAGAGUCUUCUCCUUCAAGGUCAGGCGAAUAGGAAGGUCGCGGAAACACCCAUGAAUCAGAGGUCGUCGCGGUCUCACGCAGUGCUCACUGUGCAGCUGACGUCGCGGAAGACAGGUUCAGAUAUUAUAACAAGAUCGAAGCUCCAUCUGGUGGACCUCGCAGGAUCUGAAAGAGUCGCCAAGACGCGGACCGAGGGUGUCCAGUUGAUGGAGGCGAAAUACAUAAAUCUCUCUCUUCAUCAUUUGGAGGGAGUCAUCAUUGCACUGCAGCACGAGGCUGGUGGGAAAAGUGGUGGUAAAAGUCUUGGACCAUGGACAAAGAACAAACAUUACAAGAGUUACAGUCCUUACAAUAUGCAGUGGAACAGACAGUCUACCUCAUCUUUCUCUAUGACAAGACGCCCGUUUGAUGGCAGUGAUAUCUACCAAACCUCUAAGCAUAUUCCGUACCGGAAUUCUCUGCUGACCAUGGUGCUCAAGGAUAGUUUAGGUGGUAACUGCAUGACUUCCAUGAUUGCUACAUUAAAUCUGGAGUAUUCCAACCUCGGCGAAACGCUAUCAACUUGUAGAUUUGCUCAAAGAGUUGCAUGCAUUACUAAUACCGUCAGGAAAAAUGAGGAGAUUGACGAUAAAUCUCUUAUCAGGCAGCUACAGCGUCGAAUAGGACAACUGGAGGCUGAACUGACUUUGAUUAAGUUAGGACAGGUUUCGGCCAAUUCUGACGAUGCGACUUUAACCAGCUCAAAGUUGACUGAUGAGGAUAAGAUAUUCUGUGAAGACCUAAUGAAGGAUUUCGUUGCGGGUAAAGUGAAAAAUCCUCUGACCCAAGGCGUUUCCACUCCUCAGUUAUUUUGCCAGUGUCUGCGGCACCUCAGGGACCUCAUUGUUAACCACGAGUGUCAGACUAAUCCUAGGAUUACCUCAAGUGCGACAAACACUAAAACUGAGAGACCCGUUUGCCAUCCGUCUGCUAGUACCGGAGAUCUGAAGAGUGUUGUCACAAAGGAGGAAAAACGGGAGAAGAUUGUGAUGACGAAACGACCCGCCUCGAGCGGUAGCGGGCCAAGAGCACAGACAUCUACUGACCGUUUUUCCACAAAAGGGGAAUCUGGUGAACGGCCUCCGUCGGGAAACAGCUCAAGAGGCAAAUACAAGUCCCCUUAUGAAAAGAAGCGUGAAAAAGAAAUCAAGAAGUUGAAUGAUAAAAUUGAGAAAGCGUUGAAUCACCAGCUUGAUGAGGAAAAGAAGAUGCAGGAUUGGAAGAGUCACAUCAAACGUGAACAGUUGGAGAUACUGAUGAAGGAAAUCAGAACAGUUUGCCUCUCAACAUGCCUACAUCCUGAAUCUGGGGACAUGAGGGUGCAGAUUCUGAACAAACAUUUAGGGAGAAUAGCUAUGGUUCUCCUGAUAAGCCUAAUCUUACAUGGUGAUUCUUUCUAUUUCAGCCAUAAAGCUAACCAGACAAGAGAACAGCUCGCCUCUCAACAUGCCUACAUCCUGAAGUUGAAACACGAAGGGGCAGAGUCUGACCUCAUCAAACAGGAGAGGAUUGCUGAGAAACAGUUGAAGAAACGAGAGGCCAAAAUAGAGAGGAGACUUGAUCAUGUCAAGCUCAAGAUUGACCAAGCCGGCUCAUCUGAUGAUAAGGACUGUCCGACUAGCAGUCAGAUGCGACCAAAGUCGGUGGAGGAAAAGUACAGCCAGCUGAUAAAAUCGGAUGGAUCUCUCAAUACGCGUCGAGUUUUGGAGAAGUUACAUAUCGAGGAAAGGAAUCACCACGUGAAAGAAUCCAAUCUCCAACGGCAGAGGAUUAACACCGUUGCUGAAGAGUUGGAACUCCGUGAAGCAGCAACCAGGCAGAAAUUACACGAGUUCAAGGAAAAGUUACGAAUGUUUCGAGAAACUAGGAGCUCACCGGGCAUGUUUAGUUCCACGGACAAGACGUUUAACUCCAGUGGAUAUGAGAGUUUUCAAAUGAGUGGUUUCAGUGGUUUGAACACCACUGACGCAGAUAAGAGCGAGCUUUUGGCCUCGUUUGCAGAGCGGGAAAAUAUCGUGAAGUCAAUUCCUGAACGAUAUCAGAAUGGUGAGAGUUUGAAUGAGAAUGUUGUGUCUGCGUUCAAGCCUUAUAAAGGCAGUGCUAAAAUAGUUCCGAAAUCUGGCUGGUUGGAUGGAAAAUCUGAAAUCAUACAGAAUGACAAAGUUGACAAAACUGGGUGUGUUGAUGCAAAAUCUGAACUCAGGAAUGGACCCUUAGAAAAUGGUGCUGAGGGGUUUGAACUGGAUGGUUCAGGUGAAAUGAAGUUUAACAGAAAUCAAAAUGGCCAGUCUGCUUUAGACUAUGCAUUUAAACACGAAUCUUCAUUCAAGAUGUUUAGUGAAAUGAACAAGGGAAAAUCUCAGAAAGUGACAUCUAGUGCUGAGAAGGAGAACUAUCCGUUUAUAAAGGCUACACUGUGUGAAUGUGAAAGUGGAGAGAGAUCUGAAUUUGCCAGCGGCAGUUUCGACGUGGAAAAGAAGUCGUCGCCGAUAUUUACAAAGCCUCCAUUGCCCAGUAGACAGGAGUCUGUGACGAAUGGUUGGACGAUGGGUCAGGCAAAACAGCAUGCGUCUGCAAGCGACAAAUGGAAUAAUGGUUACUCCCCCGUAUCUUCGAGACCAAGCACUGGUGAUAGGUGGCGCUCCUCAUCAUUGCCACCGAAAUCAAGUGAAAAACACACCGCGAUUACGGAAAAAUGGAACUCUGGGACAACGUCGCGGCCGUCCUCGGGGAAUUCUACGGAGUUUUUGUCGUGUAAUGGUGAUCCUGGAGAAAAAUGGAAUUCAUCGCAUCGCUCGAGCUCUCCAAUAGAUUCUUGGUCUGGCGUCCGCCCGGGGGAUAUUCUACGGAUGAAGAGUGCAUCGCCGAAGGAUUUUGCGCAAAGCUACGACACUGAGGGCCUGUUGGGAAAUGUACCUCUCCUUGUGAAAAGCCACAGCAACGAUGUCAACACUUUUGACGAUGCGGCUUCGAAAUUAUUGAAAGACUUUGCAAAAAUGGAUACAAAAUCUGCCUCUGCCAAAAAAAGUGAUAAGAACUCUAACUGUUCUCAUAAACAUCCUGAAAGGAAAUUAAAACAAAGGUCAAGAUCUGAUAGAAAUGAGAAAAAUAGGAAAAAUUUGAGGGCUUUUGGUGAUUUUCGUGAUCCGUCACCAGCAUCUGAUUCAAAACCACUGUCGUUUCCGGAACCAGCUCGUGACCAAGCAGACGAUACAUAUUUACCAAGUGAGGUCAACACCCGGGGCGACCUUGACCUACGUAAGAUGACCUUGAAGGAUAAAGGCUUUGAUAGUGCGCUGAGUUGCAUGCUGAGUGAUGGGCAUGGUGCGAGUAGGAGGAAACCGUCCCCAGGGGCAAAGGAGACUAAAACAAAGGCUAAAAUGUUUGACGCGCUGCUGAAUUCCGAUGCUAUCGAUGGUGAUCCUCCAAGCCAGAGAAUCCAGGCCUACAAAGAAGAGGAACGGGAGCCGAAAUACAUGGAGAGGGUAAAACACGAGAAGGAACGGGUUGCUAGGAUACGACGGGUCAGGAGUGCCGCGGAGACUAUCCAGGGAUUCUGGCGCCGGUAUCAGGCGAGAAAAUAGGUACUCUUGCCCAUCGGGAGCCCUAACUUGCAUCCACUGGGAGCGUUUGGACUUGUUUGCUGGAGCGUGCAAAUGAAGGCAUGUUUCGUUCUUAAAAAAACAAAAACAAUAUCUGCGGUUCUGUUUUCCUGAACCACCAGUAAAUAUGAAAGACGUACCCCUUUAGGGCAGAAAUAUUGUCAUGCACUUUGCAACCUGGUUAUUAGAGCCACUUGAUUGUUCCUGAUUCAUCACUCAGCUGACACUUUUUAAGUAAAAAAGCUGUAACAUUGGAACUGCUGGGCUCAAUUUUUCUGCUGAAGAGCUACUUGACAUCACUUAACUUGUGCCAUAAUGUUUUGUUGGGUCUGUACAACAAGUUCCAGCAGAGAAACCUUCUGUUGCAAUUUGUUCAAGUUACCCCGUAUUUCAGGCCAGACUUACUGGACUACGAACCAUUCCUCUGUAUAGGCUUGAUUUAGAAGGGCAUUUUCCCGCUGCAAUUGCAACUGGAGGAAAAUUAGGCUUAGCCCCACGGGGUGAGUUUGGCCUCCUUUAAUGAUACUUGUGUUUUCAAGCAACCUCAUCACCGCCAGGGAGCGAAAAGCUUCCUUGGAACAAAGUAGUUAUGGCAUAGGCAUAGGCCAUGCAUAGGUGCUUUAAACUAGCACAGGAGUUGGACAGGUGAAAGCGCUACUACAGUAGAACCUCUCUAUUAAGGACGCCCCCGGGACUGACAAGUGCUGUCCUUAAUAGAGAGGUGUCGUGAUUAGAGAGGUCAAAUUGAAUGGAAACAACCAAUUUGGGAUCAAAACUAGUGUCCUUAAUAGAGAGGUUGUCCUUAAUAGAGAGGUGUCCGCUAAGGGAGGUUCCACUGUAUUAUGACGACCACCUAUGUGAUUAUCUUGGAGAUUUUCUUUUUUUAUGAUUCCUAAUGUUACGUAAAUUAUUUUCCGUUUUUCACUUUAAUAUGCUAUCUGUUUUGUAGUAGAUUUUGGUAGCUAGUUUUUCGUUAUAGGUAUUUUUAUUGAUGAUUUAUGUGUAGAAUGUGAUAUUUAGUCAGAGUUUUUUGUUGUGUUGUGUAGAAUUUUCUCUUCAUAUAUUUUAUUAUUUUCUAGUAGAUCUCAUUUUAAGUGGUGAAUAAUAGGGUAAAUUGUUUAAAAUCGACUGUGUUUUGAAUUGCAUCUAAUCAAAAAUAGUUGUAAUCGUUUGGUGUUUUGAAGAAAGGCCAUUGAUGUAGCCAGAACAUCCAAAAAUACAAUGACCAACAAUUGUCAAUUUUGCCAUCCUUGAGGAUUUUUUUCAGAUUGUAUGCAGUUUGUAUGUACAUGUAAAUGUGAGAUACAUUUACGAUGUAUCUUGUCGUAUUUUCCUUCUAAAGUUCUUCUUACCUUAACUUUAGAGUAGGUCACCUGUAACUGGUAAACAAAAUCAUGUACACGUGUACAGGUGACCUGCUCUAAAGUUGAGGUGGGAAACACUACACGGAUAUUUUUCAUAAAUUUUUAUUCUUGUGUGACAAAAUCCAUGAUAGAUACGAAGGCCAAAAUGACAUUGUCUCAACUUUUGUGACCAAGUACAAUUUUGGAUAAUUUAUGUUAUUUUGAGAGGACUAUCUGACCAGUGACUGAGUACAAUUUUGGAUAAUUUAUGUUAUUUUGAGAGGACUAUCUGACCAGUGACUGAGUACAAUUUUGGAUAAUUUAUGUUAUUUUGAGAGGACUAUCUGACCAGUGACUGAGUACAAUUUUGGAUAAUUUAUGUUAUUUUGAGAGGACUAUCUGACCAGUGACUGAGUACAAUUUUGGAUAAUUUAUGUUAUUUUGAGAGGACUAUCUGACCAGUGACUGAGUACAAUUUUGGAUAAUUCAUGUUAUUUUGAGAGGACUAUCUGACCUGUGACUGAGUACAAUUUUGGAUAAUUCAUGUUAUUUUGAGAGGACUAUCUGACAUGUGACUGAGUACAGUUUUGGAUAAUUCAUGUUAUUUUGAGAGGACUAUGUGACCUGUGACUGAGUACAAUUUUGGAUAAAUUUAUGUUAUUUUGAGAGGACUAUCUGACCAGUGACUGAGUACAGUUUUGGAUAAUUCAUGUUAUUUUGAGAGGACUAUCUGACCAGUGACUGAGUACAGUUUUGGAUAAUUCAUGUUAUUUUGAGAGGACUAUCUGACCAGUGACUGAGUACAGUUUUGGAUAAUUUAUGUUAUUUUGAGAGGACUAUGUGACCAGUGACUGAGUACAGUUUUGGAUAAUUUAUGUUAUUUUGAGAGGACUAUCUGACCAGUGACUGAGUACAAUUUUGGAUAAUUCAUGUUAUUUUGAGAGGACUAGCUGACCAGUGACUGAGUACAAUUUUGGAUAAUACAUGUUAUUUUGAGAGGACUAUCUGACCAGUGACUGAGUACAGUUUUGGAUAAAUUUAUGUUGUUUUGAGAGGACUAUCUGACCAGUGACUGCGUACAGUUUUGGAUAAAUUUAUGUUAUUUUGAGAGGACCAUCUGACCAGUGACUGAGUACAGUUUUGGUUAAAUUUAUGUUAUUUUGACUAUCUGACCUGUGACCGAGUACAGUUUUGGAUGAAUUUAUUCUAUUGUUAGAAGAUGAUCUGACCGCUUCAAUUUUAAUGUUGUUUGUUUUUGUAGGAUUUACAAUCCUGGAUGUAUUUAUUUAACCAAUGCACUUUUUGUAAUAAAAUAUUUUUUAUA